This is a messenger RNA of Eublepharis macularius, 972 nucleotides long. It is a transcript of the gene CD80, whose product is annotated as CD80 molecule. Gene Ontology annotation, biological process: negative regulation of T cell proliferation; cellular response to lipopolysaccharide; positive regulation of T cell proliferation. Gene Ontology annotation, cellular component: external side of plasma membrane. The transcript has 5 exons. The coding region runs from base 1 to 972 and encodes 323 amino acids. The record is from RefSeq and is a predicted model, not a curated record. Lineage: Eukaryota; Metazoa; Chordata; Lepidosauria; Squamata; Eublepharidae.
AUGCAUACAGUCCAGACCAAGCUGAGUUUCCAUUUUUGUUUUGCAGCCCACCUUCAAAGUGAAUUAAGUGAACUUGCAGAUUUCUGUGGGCAGCAUAAUUCCCCUUUGACCAUGGCUGUUUCAUGCUGUGCUGUCCAGAUGACAACAGUGAAAGCUAAAGUAGGGGAGGUAGCCGCACUCCCUUGCAAGCAUAAUAUACAUUUAGACAACCCCCUGAAAUAUUACAAUGUCUACUGGCAAAAAGUUAUUGGUUACGAUAAACGUGAUCAUGUAGCACUAUCUUACUGGCAAGGCAAAGAAGAUACAAAACACCCAGAUUACCAGAACAGAACCAAAAUGGACCAGCAGAAUUUUACGCUUUGGAUCUCUCCAGUAAAAGUGUCAGAUGAAGGCAAAUACAAGUGCAUCAUACUGAGCAAUUCCACAGACUUCAGUGCUUUAAACUUAUCUGUGGUGGCUGAUUUCAGCAAGCCUGUCAUACAUGCUGAGAUACCACCUAACGCCUGUGGCUCAACAUUAUUGACACUGAGAUGCUCUUCUCAUGGAGGAUAUCCAAAAGCUAACAUGUCUGGGCUUCUAAAUAAUGAGACAGUGGAAUGGAUUCCUAUUUUCAUACCUGACAACCAAACAGAACUCUUCAAUAUUACCAGCAAUUUGCAGCAGAACUUGACUGGAGAUAUAUUGUUCCAAUGCUCAGUUUCGUAUCCAGGUUUCCAAACAUCCACCAGCUACAAUUUCACAAUACCAAAGGAGUGUUCUGUGGUAAAUCCUCUACCACACUGGAUUGUGAUUGCUUCAAGCGUGAUCCUUGUCUGCCUUGUAGUUGUGGCAGCACUAGCAAACAUCCAAUGCUGCAAAAGGCAGAGGUCUUGUUGCCACACCACCUCCCAUCAGUCAAUGGAAAUAAGUGAAAUCAAUGCGGGUGCUGCUCUGACACCCCUGCAGCUCUCCAGUCACACAUCAGAAGACUGA